CGGCGCAGGAGCUCAGUCGUCCUCGUUCGUCCACGACAGGAGCAUCUGCCGCAGCAAUGGCCGCCGGUACGCUGUUCCUCCUAGCGACGUUGGUGACUGCUGUGUUGGCGGCACCCCAACGUGACAAUCCGAAAGACGCUACUAUUCUGGAGCAGGAGAACGACUUCAAUGGCGUCGACAACUGGCGCUGGAGUUACAAGUCGAGUGACGGCAGCCAGCGACAGGAGGUUGGUGGAAUAGUGGACGGAUUCCUGAAGACGGUCGGGAGCUACCUAUGGAAGUCGCCCAGCGGCCAGAAGUACUCCGUCAACUACGUCGCCGACAAGGACGGCUACCAGUCCAAGCUGGAGGCCGUCGACGAGACGGUGGACCCGCCCAAGCUGGAGAAGCAAGUCCUCCUCAGCCCCAACGCCAAACUGUCGCUCAUCGGCCGCUAAAGGACCCCCGCAGUUCUUGCCAACAUACAACGUACCACAAGCCGAAACCUCGUCUUCUGCCCUUCUGAGAUAGUGUGUGUAAACAACUGCAGAUGUUAUGAGACUGACACAAAUCCUGGAAGGAGAUGUGAUCAGGCGAAGGUACAGACGAGAUAAAUUCGUAGGCUCUACUCACCGUUUGAAUGGACAACCUUGUGAUCAUGUCACGAGAACUGACAGAUUAUCAUUUUCUAAGGUUUCAAAAUGAAUUCAUUUGGAAACGAUGUCAAAUAUUAUCCUCACUUCCGAUUUAUCCUCAAAUAUUUGCUAAUGUGUGUCCAAAAAAAUUGUUGUCUUUCGGGCAGCUAUAUGAUGUAGUUCCUCAAGCUCUAAUAUCAUACGUCAAAGAAAGCUUCAUGAAUAAUGUCUCAGUGAGACAUUUAAACCUUAGAAUCUUCUUGAAAUGUCAUCGUCUCUGACAGUGUGGCAAACAGAAAGACGAUAUCGUUUGCAUGAAUUUUUCUGAAAGUUAAAAGUUCGUGACAAGCCACUUCGUCUGUCUGUAAAAGAGUCCACGUUUAUGUCUGGCAUUUAAUUCAUAAAUUGGCCUCUUGAUUGCAUAUAACAGUACAAAUAAUUAGCAAUGAUCGGUUCCUGUUUACUGCCAUCAUCAGAUCUGUUACGAAAAUUAAGAAAAAAUACUAAAGUGACUCUAAUAAGCUCAAAUCGAUUGAAACCUAAUUAACAGAAAAUAUAAGUGCCUGUAAAAAAGACAUGUGUAAGAAGAGGUAGAAUACAUAGAAAAAGGAUAACGUGCCACUGAAAGUAAUCAGAUACGAGCAUCAAUAUUAAGUGCUAGUGAUGGCCUGAGAGCGUUCUAUAUUUAUAUAUACACAGCUCUAACCAGCAGAGGAAGCUAAUUCUGAGGCACAUAAGCAAUCACUAUCAUAUAUUUAAUACUUUAAAAUAUUCACAAUCAUUAAUUAAAACUAAUUCACCGGAAUACUUUUAGUGGAAAGUUAUCCUUUCUUACGUAUUCUAAGUUUCAUAUUUUUGAUGGGUUCUUAGGCCCCGUAUAUAAUGAACUGUAUUAUUGCCACAUUAGUGUUUUUUGGAUUUUUAGAAGAGACCUGGUGGUGGCAAUGAACGGAAGCUGUCCAUUGUGAUUAAGCUAUUGUGAAUAAUGGGUUAUAAGCGAUCAAGGUAUUUACAAAUAAAGUAUACCUGAGUAGGUGCCAUGUCUCAGAACUUCUGAGAAAAAAACAUAAGUUUCCUAAACUUUCUGUUCCUAUGCCGUAGAAAGUUACGAUUGGGAAUCGUACAACGUUUUCUGUCGAUCUCAUCUCUUUCGAUUACAAAGAUUCUGUCCAUGACAACAAUCACCACUUAGAAUUGUGAAAGACUAAAAUUACGAUAUUAACAAGUGCUCAUUGAUGGAAUGUAAUAUAAAUAAAGUUUUGUUCAUUAUCAUA
Schistocerca gregaria is the source of this 1888-nucleotide messenger RNA. Its product is annotated as endocuticle structural glycoprotein ABD-5-like. The record is from RefSeq and is a predicted model, not a curated record. Gene Ontology annotation, cellular component: chitin-based extracellular matrix. NCBI's taxonomy places the organism in Eukaryota, Metazoa, Arthropoda, Insecta, Orthoptera, Acrididae. The coding region runs from base 57 to 437 and encodes 126 amino acids. Gene Ontology annotation, molecular function: structural constituent of chitin-based larval cuticle. The transcript has 3 exons.